AUGGCUCCCACUCCCUGGGCCAAAGUCACACCCCCUUUGGUCUGUGAUAAAGCAGUUCCCUUGCACACGCAGCUCCACAGCUGCUUUGUUGACAAAGCCAUGCCUUGCCGACACGUCUGUCCAGUGCUGGGCGUGUCUCGGGAGAGCGUUGCACUCAGCAGCGGGGAGGAGGACCUCGGAGCCACUGGCCAACCCAGGCCCGGCCUUCUACUGCCCUGCGCCCUUGCCGCUGCCCCCUUCGCCUCCAGGAAUGUGGGAGCCCCCAGCACCAGCCCGGGAGCCCAGGCAAGGCUACUGAAGGGAGAGGAAGAGGACCCUCUGGGGGGCCUGCAGCAGCUUCCUUGCCCGGGGCGGGGCGGGGCGGGGGGGCACUCCCCCGUGGAAGGAAACGCUCCUGUGCGGAACCGAAGAAACCUCCUCCAGCUGGCCGGGGCCAUCCUGUGCACCACGCGGCGCUCCCCGCUGGCCUACGUGCGCUACGGCUGCUACUGCGGCUUGGGAGGGAGCGGCUGGCCCAGGGACCCAGCCGACUGGUGCUGCUUUCAGCAUGACUGCUGCUACGGGAAAGCCGAGGAGGAGCAGGGCUGUGCCCCCAAGACGGAGAGCUACAAGUGGGAGUGCGAAGAGGACGAAGCCAAGUGUGACGAUGAAGACAGUUGCCAAAAGACCAUUUGCGAAUGUGACCGCGAAGCAGCCAAGUGCCUGGCCUCCGCCCCCUACAAUGCCACCUACCUCUUCUGGCCGGAAAAUUCGUGCGGAAAGGGCAGCCCCCAGUGCGAAGACGAUUGAGACGGACCGGCACACCGGCCAGCCUUCGUGGAGCGGGCCGUGCGCUUCCUAAAGCAGGGGUAGGCCACGCAUGACCCACCCACAUGGCCUCGUCAGUGGCCCCUGCCACACCUGCAGGGGCAAAGGAAAGCUAGCGGUUCCCCCCCCCCCCCCCGAAAUUCAGCACAGAUUCAGAAGUGCCAAACGGAGCUUGUUUUCAGGCUAAAUGUGGCCCUUUCCUCCCAUCCCAGUAGCAUUUUGCUGCUGAACUUUGGCGGCAAACUAUCCAUUUCUUUUGCUGCUCUGGCUGGUGCGGUAGUGGGAUUGUGGUCCCCAGGGGAGUCCAAGUCUGGAAAUCGGCCCCCAGACUGCUCAAAGUUGCCCACCUCCGUACAUCUCUCUUCUUAAAAAAGAAGCGAAAUGGCUAUAGAUUUUUCCCAGGUGGUGAGACUGGGUGUUGUCUAAGUACGUGCUCCAGCUUUCCAGUUAAGUUCAGCCAGUCUUAACACAACACAGAACAUUAAGGACUCUCCCCAGAUGUCCAGACAUCUGAGCGAACUCCAGCCAUUAGAACACAACACGCACACACCUUUGGUGCCUCGCAUUUCAAUUCAGCAAGUGAGCCACUAUUUCUCAACACAGAGCCCAAGUGUUUUCCAGAAAGUCCUCCUUUUGCCCUCCUCGCCUGGUAAUGUAUUGGUCAUGGCCCUUCUUCUGUACAUGGUGGAGUACAGUCCACUGGGAAUGUGGUUUAGAAUCACAUUCACUGUGGAUGCUGAUUGUAAUGUGUGUGUUUUUUUUUUAAAAAAAAAGCAUUAGCAAGAGUAAUUCACCCCAUAGCGUUGCAAGGGAAGACACAAGAUAGAACUACCGAAUAAAAGUGUAACAAGAUUGAGCUUAUAUCAACAUGAUCUUGUCUCCUGGAAGUUUACCAACAGCUAGACUUGACCUAAGGAGACAUACCAAAUCCCCACUCAGCCAUGAAGCUCACUGGGUGACAUGUAGCCAGUCGCGGUUGUUCAGCCUAGCCUACCUCACAGGGCUGUUAAGAGGAGUAGAGUGUACGAUAAAGAAAUGUAAUACUACAAGUAAUAAAUAUUACAAAACAAA
Molecule: messenger RNA, 1878 nt
Organism: Elgaria multicarinata webbii
Lineage: Eukaryota; Metazoa; Chordata; Lepidosauria; Squamata; Anguidae
Gene: PLA2G10
Product: phospholipase A2 group X
Exons: 4
Coding region: 1-789 (262 amino acids)
Biological process (GO): phospholipid metabolic process; lipid catabolic process; arachidonate secretion
Molecular function (GO): calcium ion binding; phospholipid binding
Source: RefSeq, a predicted model, not a curated record